AUGCUCGGGUAUGACUACGAGCUUCAUGAGCGAGACGAAGGUGAAGAUGAACAGGACAAUUUCAACACUUACGAUACUCACGGACCGGUUCUGAGUCGACCAUCAGUUGCGCAGAGCGCCUUACUAAUAUCACUGGUCUCUGCUUGGCCAGAGCUAGCACAAUAUGCCGCGACGAGAGGCGCUACCACUGCGACGGGUCUCGAGUUUGAAAUCGAUGCCACAAGCGACCAAUCACUCUUCAGCAGCAAGCAAAUUUCGUUGGACAUUGACUGGGACGAUGUUGAGCUCGAGCUCGAUGCCACCAAGAUCGGCGAUGAAAUUGUCCUGAUGCCAAUGGCCGACCUCAAGCCCGAUGGCAAAGAAUUCUACACCUGGAACGACUUCGACAUCGAGACUCUAAAGCAGCGUUUCAAGGAGGAGACAGGUAUCACAAUCGAUACCAAGGACAACAUCUUCGUCGUUGUCAACGAACUUGGUCAGGAGUUGAUGCGUUUUCGUCGGAACGGUGGCUAUCGAGUUGCGCUCAAACGCUUCGUCACUGAAUAUUCUUACAACACCAAUAUGAUCCGUCUGCAAGUUGAACCUCAGCAAUUGCCACAAAACUUGUCAAGUACCACGCGCCAAUCGAUCUACGGGGAGCAGGAAGAUAUUGCCAAAGCAGCGAGUCGCAAGAGAAAGGAUCAGUAA
Lithohypha guttulata is the source of this 687-nucleotide messenger RNA. RefSeq lists its product as uncharacterized. The record is from RefSeq and is a predicted model, not a curated record. Lineage: Eukaryota; Fungi; Ascomycota; Eurotiomycetes; Chaetothyriales; Trichomeriaceae. The coding region runs from base 1 to 687 and encodes 228 amino acids. The transcript has a single exon.